Ustilago hordei is the source of this 2868-nucleotide messenger RNA. RefSeq names its product putative MIS1 - C1-tetrahydrofolate synthase, mitochondrial. Gene Ontology annotation, biological process: tetrahydrofolate interconversion. Gene Ontology annotation, molecular function: methenyltetrahydrofolate cyclohydrolase activity; ATP binding; methylenetetrahydrofolate dehydrogenase (NADP+) activity. The transcript has a single exon. Bases 1 to 2868 code for a protein of 955 amino acids. Gene Ontology annotation, cellular component: cytosol. Lineage: Eukaryota; Fungi; Basidiomycota; Ustilaginomycetes; Ustilaginales; Ustilaginaceae. The record is from RefSeq and is a predicted model, not a curated record.
AUGGCUGAUCUCGCAACCACCCCCGGCGGUGCCAAGCUCAUCGAUGGUACCGCCCUCGCCAAAGAAGUGCGCGCUCGCGUCGCACAGCGAAUCUCCGAGCUCAAGCAGCAACACUCUUCCUUCCAGCCUCACCUUUGCAUCAUGCAAGUCGGUUCCAUGAACGCUUCUUCCACCUAUAUUCGCAUGAAGAAGCUCGCUGCUGAAGAGUGUGGUAUGCGAUACACCCACGUUCAGCUGCCCGAGGGCACCCCCGAGGCUGAGAUCAUCAAGCGUGUCGGUGAGCUCAACGAGGAUAUCAGUGUGGAUGGUAUCCUUGUGCAGCUUCCUCUUGGUGAUCACAUCGACUCGGAUGCUGAGCGACGUGUAACGGAGGCGAUCAGCCCAGAGAAGGAUGUUGAUGGUUUCCACGCUCUUAACAUCGGCCAUCUCUCAUCGAAGGCUUGCAACCCUCUUUUCUUCCCUUGCACUCCUGCUGGAUGCAUCAAACUGCUCGAGAAGGCUGGCAUUACCAACAUGGCGGGUCUUCGUGCUGUUGUCAUUGGUCGAAGUGACAUUGUCGGUAACCCCGUCGCUUCUCUUCUUCGUAGCAGGGACUGCACUGUGACUCAGUGCCAUAGCCGUACUGCCGAUCUCCAGGCUCAUCUUGCUCAGGCUGAUAUCGUCAUUGCCGCUAUGGGCAAGGCUCACUUCAUUCAGGGCGAAUGGCUCAAGAAGGGCGCAGUUGUUAUCGACGUCGGUACCAACUUCGUCGACGAUGCUUCCAAGAAGUCGGGUUACCGUCUCGUCGGUGACGUCGACUUUCAAGCCGCUAGUAAGGUCGCUUCUGCCAUCACUCCUGUUCCUGGCGGAGUUGGACCCAUGACUGUGGCCAUGCUCAUGGAGAACGUUCUCAUCAGUGCCGAACGCAGCCUUGCCGAUGGCCGUGCCCUCGGUAUCGGCCGUGGCGUUGUUCGUCCCAACCCCAUCAAGCCCCUCGCCAAGGUUCCCUCCGAUAUCGAGGUCGCCCGUUCCCAGACACCCAAGCCGAUCACCACCAUCGCCCGCGAAAUCGGUCUCAUCUCCUCCGAGCUCGAACCCUACGGAUUUGUCAAAGCCAAAGUCGAUCUUUCCGUUCUCAAGCGUCUCGCUCAUCGCAAGAACGGCAAAUACAUCGUCGUUGCCGGUAUUACACCUACCCCCCUUGGCGAAGGUAAAUCCACCACCACCAUCGGUCUUGCACAAGCUCUUGGCGCUCAUCUUGGCAAAUCGGCUUUCGCUUGUGUUCGUCAACCCUCCCAAGGUCCUACUUUCGGUAUCAAAGGUGGUGCUGCCGGUGGAGGUUACUCCCAAGUCAUCCCUAUGGAAGAAUUCAACUUGCAUCUUACUGGUGAUAACCACGCUGUUCAGGCUGCAAACAAUCUUCUCGCUGCCGCUAUCGAUACUAGGAUGUUCCAUGAGGCGACUCAGAAGGAUGCUGCCUUGUUCGACCGUCUCUGUCCGAAGAAGAAGGGGGUUAGGACUUUCGCACCGAUCAUGUUCCGAAGGUUGAACAAGUUGGGCAUUGAAAAGGCCAAUCCUGAUGAUCUGACGGAUGAAGAAAAGGCCAAGUUUGCACGAUUGGACAUUGAUCCGGAGACGGUUACGUGGAGACGUGUUACGGAUACCAAUGAUCGUUACUUGCGUGAUAUUACGGUUGGUCAAGCUGCGACUGAAAAGGGUAUUACUCGAAGGACCGGGUUUGAUAUCGCAGUCGCUUCGGAGUGCAUGGCUGUUUUAGCGCUCAGUAGGGAUCUGAAGGAUAUGCGAGAACGUCUUGGACGAAUGGUGAUUGGUACUUCGCGUGCUGGUGAUCCAGUUACCGCUGACGAUAUUGGAGUCGGUGGUGCUUUGGCUAUUUUGAUGAAGGAUGCGAUUAAGCCGAAUUUGAUGCAGACGUUGGAGGGGACUCCCGUGUUUGUUCAUGCGGGGCCAUUUGCGAACAUUGCUCAUGGUAACUCGUCCAUUCUUGCCGAUGCUAUUGCGUUGAAGCUGGCUGGUAUUGAGGAGGGGGAGCCGGUGGAGAGGACGGGUUAUGUGAUUACGGAGGCUGGGUUUGGUGCGGAUAUUGGUAUGGAGAAGUUCUGUAACAUCAAGUGUCGUGAGUCGGGGCUUGUUCCGGAUGCUGCGGUUAUUGUGGCUACUGUUAGGGCGCUCAAGACUCAUGGUGGUGGACCGGAGGUUACUCCAGGUAAGCCUCUCAGCGAGAUUUACCUCGAAGAGAACUUGGAUAUUCUCGAGAAAGGUUGUGUUAACCUUGCUAAACACAUCAGCAACGCCAAGAAGUUCGGUUUGAAGGUUAUCGUUGCGAUCAACCAGUUCACCACCGACACGCCUGCCGAGCUCGAACUGGUCCGCAAGAAGGCACUGGAGGCAGGUGCUGACGAUGCGGUCCCCGCCAACCACUGGGCUUUGGGCGGCGAAGGAGCCGUCGACCUUGCCAAAGCUGUCAUUGAACAACUUGAAGGAAAAGCUUCCCAAUUUAACUUCCUCUACGAGCCCACGCUUCCCAUCACACAAAAGAUCGAAGCGAUCGCAAGGGACAUGUACGGUGCUGAUGGGAUCGAGCUUUCCGAACAAGCCGAAAAGCAGAUCCAAACGAUCGAGAAGAAUGGUUUUGGUAAUCUUUCGAUUUGCAUGGCUAAAACUCAUCUCUCCCUUUCCGCCGAUCCCAGCAAGAAGGGCGCUCCGACUGGAUUCACUGUUCCCGUUAGGGAGGUUUAUGCUUCGGUGGGAGCAGGAUUGUUGGUGGUCAUGUGCGGUGCUAUGAGUAAGAUGCCUGGUUUGAACACUAGACCUGGAUACUAUGAUAUGGACCUUACCGAGGACGGCGAGGUCAUUGGUUUGUCCUAA